AUGUUUAUCAGAGGCGGCUUCGCUUGGAAGAGAGCAAACGCAGUAGUCCAGGCUUCGGCCCGCGUGGAGAGACGGCGGUCUUUAUCAACGGAGAAUGGCGCUCAGUCUGGGAGGGCAGGCUCUUUUUCGGCAGUAGGAGGGAAGCACAAAAGAGAAUCGGACAAGCAAUUCUUGAUCUCGGUGCUCGAGUCAUCUGCCACCAACCGCGACGCCAAGGGUUAUAUCAACACCUUCGGCUCCUCCUCAAGUACGGGACCAAAAAAGGCAUCCGCCUUCACUACUGUCGUCCAAGAUGGCUUUCGAGGCCAGAACGAGGCCCCGCGUUUUGUCCAGGGCCCCGUGAGAGUGUCAAUGGCGGACGAUGGUGAAAUACCACACAUCGCCAUUGUGAAGCUCAAAGAUCCGCAAAAAUGGGAUGAUCCGCUACUCGAUGGAAUCGCUAGAACGAUCACUCGUCUGAGGGAUUUAGGGUUGCGAAGUGUGAUCGUCCUGGAUUGUGAUACCGGUCAGGGUGAAGGUACCCAACGACAAGUCUUGUCCCAGCAAACAGACCGUGUUAUCCGGGCGAUUGGGCAAUAUGGGUCGCCAGGGGCCGAAAUGGUCAGUUCAGCGAUCUGGAAGUCGGCUCGCGAGUCGCAAAGUGUCUCGUCGGUUUAUUCCUCGGAUAUCCAUGUUGGGUUUGGCCAGGGAUUCAACACACCAAUCAGACACGGUCAUAUCGUGGUUGUCCCGCCCAGGGCUCUCUGUGAAGAGACCAUGGCAUACGCCCCGGCCGAUCCAAACGAAGUGGUUUUUGCUCUGGCUCAGUUCUUUUCUGGCCUACAGGCAAACAGCCGCUCAAACGUGGGAGAAGGAACCGAGAGGAGUUUAAACAGCCAUACCCGGAAAGGAUUAGUGGAUCGGAUUAUCAUCAUCGAUCCUGUUGGAGGUAUUCCGGCAAACGGCUACGGGGAUGGCGCGCGGGUCUUCAUCAACCUGGAAGAGGAAUUUACCAAACUGGAGGCAGCACUUACUCAAGGCGAGGCAAAUCUAUCAGGGGAUGCAAAUGCCAAUCAUCUCGACAAUCUCAAACUGGUUAAGAAAGCCCUGGCAAUACUUCCGUCGACGGCAUCCGCAGUCAUAACUAGUCCGGCUGAGGCAGCCAAUUUACGGCUCUCGACUACCCAAACUAACCAGGUAUCUGGGGGGCCGUUGGUGGGCGAAGUCAAGACCAGGAGGUGGCAAAAUCCACUCAUACAUAAUCUCAUCACCGACCGGCCGAUAUACUCGGCCUCGCUGCCUAUCGGUAGGGUGAAACCGACGAGCCGGAACCCGGAUAUCGCCUCAGCACGGAUGCCAACCACCACCCUAGCGAAAAAGGGCUUGCCCGUCACUAUCUUCCCGGAUACCCGUUUGGGUUCAUGGACGCCCCCGACACCAGGAAAACCCCGACUCCGACUUACUGACACAUGUAUCGACCUCCCUCGGCUGGUCCACCUUAUCGAAGACUCAUUCAACCGGAAGCUCGACGUUGAGCACUACCUCCGCCGCGUCCAGGACAGCCUCGCUGGGAUCAUUAUCGCAGGAGAGUACGAGGGUGGCGCCAUUCUGACGUGGGAACGGCCCUUCGGCGUAGACGAGGAGACCGCUUUCGGCACGGGCCGGCUCGUCCCUUACCUGGACAAGUUCGCCGUGCUCAAAAAGAGCCAGGGCGCGGGCGGCGUAGCGGACAUUGUGUUUAACGCCAUGGUCCGCGACUGCUUCCCUAAAGGUGUGUGUUGGCGCAGCCGCAAGAAUAAUCCCGUGAAUAAGUGGUACUUUGAGCGGUCGUGUGGAGUACGUAAGCUCCCAGAGAGCUCCUGGGCUAUGUUUUGGACCACACCCGAAGCGGCCACAAGCGAUCAGUUGAUGGGAGAUUAUGAGGACGUGUGUCGAAACGUGGUACCUUCGUGGGACGAUACGAAGCCAGCAGAUUGA
Messenger RNA from Dichotomopilus funicola, 1956 nucleotides. RefSeq lists its product as uncharacterized. The record is from RefSeq and is a predicted model, not a curated record. Gene Ontology annotation, cellular component: mitochondrial matrix. The transcript is spliced from 3 exons. The coding region runs from base 1 to 1956 and encodes 651 amino acids. Gene Ontology annotation, molecular function: L-glutamate N-acetyltransferase activity, acting on acetyl-CoA as donor. NCBI's taxonomy places the organism in Eukaryota, Fungi, Ascomycota, Sordariomycetes, Sordariales, Chaetomiaceae. Gene Ontology annotation, biological process: L-ornithine biosynthetic process; L-arginine biosynthetic process.